GGCGGGCCGUUAAAGUUUUCAGGAAGUGUUGUUGAUAAUCUGACAGAACUUUGAUAGAAAAGUUUCUUUACUUUCUUUUUAACUAACCAGCUAGUGUCUUCACUUACACCUCACAAAAUGCAAAACACUGCAUACGGUGCCUCCUUUGCCGGUGGUGCAUUUGACUUGGCGAGUUUUUUUAAACAGCCGCAGACUAUUUUGCGCAUCAUAAGUUGGAUCUUUUCCAUCGUGGUGUUUGCAACGAUCACUGCAGAGGGUUACAUCAACACUCAAACUGAGUCUGAAAGCAAAUGCAUGUACAACCAAAAUGACAGUGCCUGCAGCUAUGCAGUGGGAAUUGGAGUCCUGGCCUUCGUGGCUUGUGUCAUUUUCUUGCUGCUGGAUGCUUACUUCCCACAAAUGAGCAAUGCCAAAGACAGAAGAUACAUUGUCUUUGGAGAUUUGGGGUUUUCAGGUUUAUGGACGUUGCUGUGGUUCAUCUGCUUCUGUGUACUGGCCAGUCAGUGGCAUCAAACAGAAACGACUGCGGUACCAGCUGAUGCUGCUCGGGCUGGCAUUGCUUUCUCAUUCUUCUCAAUCCUUUCAUGGGGGCUCUUGUCUUAUUUUGCAUUUGUGAAGUAUAAACAAGGAGUAACUGAUCUGAACCAGGCCUACACAGAUCCUGCCAAUGACCACACCUCUCCUUAUCCCCCGAGUGGUGGUGUACCAGCAGGAUACCAACAGUCCCCUUUCUCCAGUCAAGGGCCUGGAGCAGGAGAGUACCAGCCACCCACUUACUAAAGACUCAAAUAUGCCUGUACCACUUUUUGGGACUGUUCACGCUCACUCUGCCUUUUAUGUUUUGCUUUAUUGGAUGUCUGAGCAUUUUAUUUCAUUUUGAGAGUUUGGUUUGGCUAGUUGUGCCAUAUUAAUAAGACUUGUACCAGAACAGGUAUUCCCACUUAACUUUACCAAUGCAUUGUCUUCAAGGAAGUAACCAACAGGGUUUGGUUGACUGUUUUAAUAGUUCUGUCACUGAUUGCUGAAUAUGAAGCUUUCAUUAUCAACUAGCACAGUGUGUAAUGUAUCUAUACUAUGGCUGCAAUACCAAAUGUUUUGCUUGGAAAAUUUGUGACUGGUUUCAAAGUUACUGUUUGCUUUUGUUUUUCUAACCACUGAAAAUUGGCUUUGUGCACUGAAAGACAUUCAGCCUCACAGGGCUGUGAUUAUUGCAUUUUUAUGUACAAACUAUAAUUUAAAAUUGUGUAUACUUUUCAGGUAAUUGUGUUUUAUAUUUCAAUCUUGGACGAACAUCAUUUUAUUGCUAAGUUACACAGAAUUUAAAUAGUAUUUCUUUUUGUUGUAAAUUUUUGGUCAUAGGUUGUAACAAAGUUUUCCAACAUUGUUCACUCGGUCUUUUAUGAAAUCAUAAAUGCUUUAUAAUAGUCAUGUGAUUUACAAAACAGUUCAAAUGCCCUUUCUUUGCAGUGCUCUGUGUAACCUGACCUGCCAAAUAAAACCGACCUAAACACGGA
Boleophthalmus pectinirostris (great blue-spotted mudskipper) is the source of this 1514-nucleotide messenger RNA. It is a transcript of the gene syngr2a, whose product is annotated as synaptogyrin 2a. Lineage: Eukaryota; Metazoa; Chordata; Actinopteri; Gobiiformes; Gobiidae. Gene Ontology annotation, cellular component: synaptic vesicle membrane; neuromuscular junction. The transcript is spliced from 4 exons. The record is from RefSeq and is a predicted model, not a curated record. Bases 118 to 780 code for a protein of 220 amino acids.